AUGUCAUCAACAGCAACGAUGGAUCCGAAUAACAACAACAACAACAAUCCCUCUUCAUCCGUUGUUGGAGGAAUCAAUAAUGGAGGAAAUGAAGGAAAGGAAGAUCCGGAAAAGAUGGUUCUCUCCUUAACCAAGACUGCCUUUGAAACACUCGAACGAGAUUUUCAAGAAGUGAUCAAUGAGUUGGCUGGAAAGGAUCAUUUGGAAAACUUUAGAAUUGAAUACGAAAAAUUGCAUCGGACCUUGCUGCGAUGUCAUGAAAACGAAAAACGAUUAAUGAAGAAGUGCGAGGAAUUGACUCAGCAAAUAGUUGCCAACGCAAUCAAAAUUCAAACUGCAUUGAACCUCACAAAAGAAGAUCAAAAUACGAUUGCAAUUUUGAAGAAAGAAAUUGACAAGGCAUGGAAACUUGUGAAUGCUUCUCACGAAAAAGAAGCCAAGGCUAAAGAGACGAUUCAAAAACUAACCAAGGAAAUUUCAGAGCUCACAAAGCUGGCAAAUCAAGGAAAUAAUACUACCACGGUUCAAGAUGCAUCAGCACCUGAGCUUGAAAAAGUGAAAAAAGAAUUAGCCAAAGAACGAGAAUUGAAAACAGCACAAAUUAUUCAAUUGAAUAAUGAACUCUCGAACACACAGCUCAUUAUCAAUGAUCUCAAUCAAGAUAAGAAAAAGUUGAAUGGUGUGAUUGAAUCUCUGAAUGAACAACUCAAUGAUACGAAAAUUAAACUUGACCAAACCAUCAAGCAAAAGGAAAAAUCUGAAAAGGAAUUGAAAGAAUCAAAACAACUCUUGGCAUCAAAAACUCAAGACGUGUUCAAAAAAGAAGCAGAGAUUAAAAAGGAACAAUCAAGAUUCACCGAUUCUGAGAAAACCAUCAAGGAAAUGGACUCUCAAAUUGCUACUCUUCAUAAGAGAAUUGAUCAAUACAAAGCUGUCAUUGAACAAGAUGAAAAAGAACGAAGUGGUUUAAUUGCAGAAGUUUCUCGAUUGAAAGCCAAUGAUGACAAAUUGAACAUUGAAAAGAAGUUACUUGAAAACAAAAUUAAAGAAGUGACUGACGAGAAAAAUCAAUGGCAUCAAAGCUAUCAAGCACUUCAACAAAAGAAGAAGGCAGUUGAAAAUGAAAAGGAAGAAGUUGAACGAUCGAAAGACGUUCUCAAUCAAGAAAUUACCAGAUUGAAUAAGAUGAUUGAAGAAAUUAAUCAACAAAAAGAGCAACAGACUGAAGCAGGAGAGAAAUUGAAGGCUGAAAGAAACUAUUUGAGUAAGAGUUUGGUCAUUAUGAGAAAAGAAAAGACAAAGAAGCAAGACAAUAUCAAAAUUUUGGAAGGAAAUCAAAAGGUUCUAAAAGCUGAAAUUGUUGCUGAGAGAAAACAAACUGAAAAGUAUCGUCAAUUAACAUAUACUUUGGAAAAAGAAAGAGAACGAUAUUCAACCAGUGCAUCCGACGCCGAAGUCAAGUACAGACAAGCUCUUGAAGAGGUGAGAAUUAAAUCGGUGGAAUUGAACGAACUCCAAAAGAAGAUUGUCGAAUUACAAGAAAAACUCAAACAACAACAAUCUCUCUAUGAAUCGGUUCGAAGUGAAAGAAAUUCCAAGAGUAAGGCACUGAUUGCUGCUCACGAAGAGGCUGAAGAGAUGAAGAAACAAUUUAAAGUGAUGGAACAACAAAUUGUACAAUUGAAAGAAGAAAUAACGAGUCGAGAAAAGGCACUGGUGGAUGAAACGUACAAUGCACGACAAAUUUUAAAGAAGAAGGAGAAGAUGAAGGAAGAAAUUAAACUAUUAGAAGAAAAGCAAAAGGAACAAGAUCGAAUCAUCAAAGCACAUGAAUCUGAAAAUUAUCGAUUGACACAAAUUAUUAAACAAGCAGAUAAUGAGAGAAGAAAACAACAAAAAGACUAUGAUGCAGUUGUGAGCGAAAGAGAUGUUCUAGGUACACAAUUGAUCAGAAGAAAUGAUGAAAUUGCACUUCUCUAUGAGAAAAUUCAACUUCAAAACAGUACAUUGGAUAAGGGAGCCGUUCAAUACAGAGAACGACUGGAAGAUAUUAAGAUUUUAAAGCUAAAAAUCAAAGAUCUUACACGACAAUUGCAAGUAUUGAAGAAACAUAUUUUCAAAGUUCGAGAAUUUCAACGUGAAAAUCAUGAGUUGAAACGACAUUUAUUAGAUGAAAGAAAUAAGGUGAAGGCUCUCUCAGAAGAAUUACAAAAUCCAAUGAAUGUUCAUCGAUGGAGAAAACUCGAAGGCAGUGAUCCAACGCAAUACGAACUUGUUCUUAAAACUCAAACACUUCAAAAGAGACUCAUUGCCAAGACAGAAGAAGUGAUGGAAAAAGAUUUAAUUAUUCAAGAAAAGGAAGAAAUGAAUAAGAAAUUGAAAUCCAUUUUAGCACGACAACCAGGACCUGAAGUUGCAGAACAACUCAAUAUUUAUCAAGAAACACUUCGAAAGAAGAAUACACAAAUUCAAUCACUAGCUUCUGAACUCAACUUUUUGCAAUAUAAGGAUAAACAACAAGAAUAUGAAAAGGAAAGGUUGGCACGAGAACUCAAAGAAACCAAGAAGAAAUUUUUACAAACCAAGAAAGAAUUUUAUUUAGAAAAGGAACGAUCUCAGAAUUUAGAAGAGAGAGAAUCUGCAGAAAACUUUAAAGUGACACCUCCAGAGACAAGAAUCCAUUUGGGAGGAGGGUUUUCACUGAACUAG
Messenger RNA from Naegleria lovaniensis, 2709 nucleotides. RefSeq lists its product as uncharacterized. The record is from RefSeq and is a predicted model, not a curated record. Gene Ontology annotation, cellular component: cytoskeleton. The transcript has 2 exons. NCBI's taxonomy places the organism in Eukaryota, Heterolobosea, Eutetramitea, Acrasida, Naegleriidae. The coding region runs from base 1 to 2709 and encodes 902 amino acids.